GCGGCCGAGUUGCCCGGAUGUAGUUGGUGGAGCGGCAGCGGCGGCACCAGCGGCGGCGGUGGCGGCGGCGGCAGGAGGAGGAGGAGAAGGAGCAGGCAGCGGCGGCGGCGGGGGGAGGAGGGGAGGAGGCGGCGGAGCAGGAGGUGGAGAAGGUGGAGGAGGCAGUCGCUCUCCGCGGGGCCGAGCCGGACGCGUCUUCUUGCCCCCCUCCCCCCGGCUCGCCGCUGCCGCCGUGUAGUUGGCGCCGCUGGCCGGGCUGAGAGUGAGCGCGGUGUGGACGGAGGGAGAUGGCCCGGGAGCGCCGGCGCCAGUAACGGGGAGGUGCUGAGAGUCGCCGAGGGCCGCCGGGCCCUGGUGCCGGUGCUGCCGCCCGCCCGCCGCCUGCGCGCCCGCCCGCCCGCCCGCCCCUCGCGGCCGCUCUCCCCUCCCCCGACACACACUCACAGGCCGGGCAUUGAUGGUAAUGUAUGCGAGGAAACAGCAGAGACUCAGUGAUGGCUGUCACGACCGGAGGGGGGACUCGCAGCCUUACCAGGGGGGUGAUGUUUUACAGGCACUUAAAUAUUCAUCGAAGAGUCACCCCAGUAGCGGUGAUCACAGACAUGAAAAAAUGCGAGACGCUGCAGAUCCUUCACCACCAAAUAAAAUGUUGCGGAGAUCUGAUAGUCCUGAAAACAAAUAUAGUGACAGCACAGGUCACAGUAAGGCCAAAAAUGUGCAUAUUCACAGAGUUAGAGAGAGGGAUGGUGGGACCAGUUACUCUCCACAAGAAAACUCACACAACCACAGUGCUCUUCAUAGUUCAAAUUCACAUUCUUCUAAUCCAAGCAAUAAUCCAAGCAAAACUUCAGAUGCACCUUAUGAUUCUGCAGAUGACUGGUCUGAGCAUAUUAGCUCUUCUGGGAAAAAAUACUACUACAAUUGUCGAACAGAAGUUUCACAAUGGGAAAAACCGAAAGAGUGGCUUGAAAGAGAACAGAGGCAAAAAGAAGCAAACAAGCUGGCAGUUAAUAGCUUCCCAAAAGAUAGAGAUUACAGAAGAGAGGUGAUGCAAGCAACAGCCACUAGUGGGUUUGCCAGUGGAAUGGAAGACAAGCAUUCCAGUGAUGCCAGUAGUUUGCUCCCACAGAAUAUUUUGUCUCAGACAAGCAGACACAAUGACAGAGACUACAGACUGCCAAGAGCAGAGACUCACAGUAGUUCUACGCCAGUACAGCACCCCAUCAAACCAGUGGUUCAUCCAACUGCUACCCCAAGCACUGUUCCUUCUAGUCCAUUUACGCUACAGUCUGAUCACCAGCCAAAGAAAUCAUUUGAUGCUAAUGGAGCAUCUACUUUAUCAAAACUGCCUACACCCACAUCUUCUGUCCCUGCACAGAAAACAGAAAGAAAAGAAUCUACGUCAGGAGACAAAUCUGUAUCACAUUCUUGCACAACUCCUUCCACGUCUUCUGCCUCUGGACUGAAUCCCACAUCUGCACCUCCAACAUCUGCUUCAGCAAUCCCUGUUUCUCCUGUUCCACAGUCACCAAUACCUCCAUUACUUCAGGACCCAAAUCUUCUUAGACAGUUGCUUCCUGCUUUGCAAGCCACACUGCAACUUAAUAAUUCUAAUGUGGACAUAUCCAAAAUAAAUGAAGUUCUUACAGCAGCUGUGACACAAGCCUCACUGCAGUCUAUAAUCCAUAAGUUUCUCACUGCUGGACCAUCUGCUUUCAACAUAACGUCUUUGAUCUCUCAAGCUGCGCAACUCUCCACACAAGCCCAGCCAUCUAGUCAGUCUCCAAUGUCUUUAACAUCUGAUGCAUCAUCCCCAAGAUCGUAUGUGUCUCCAAGAAUAAGCACACCUCAAACUAACACAGUCCCUAUCAAACCUUUGAUUAGUACUCCUCCCGUUUCAUCACAGCCAAAGGUCAGUACUCCAGUAGUCAAGCAAGGACCAGUUUCACAAUCAGCCACACAGCAGCCUGUAACUGCUGACAAGCAGCAAGGUCAUGAACCUGUCUCUCCUCGAAGUCUUCAGCGCUCAAAUAGCCAGAGAAGCCCAUCACCUGGUCCAAAUCAUACUUCUAGUAGUAAUGCAUCAAAUGCAGCAGUUGUACCACAGAAUUCAUCUGCCCGACCUACGUGUUCAUUAACACCUACGCUAGCAGCACACUUCAAUGAAAAUCUCAUCAAACAUGUUCAAGGAUGGCCUGCUGAUCAUGCGGAGAAGCAGGCAUCGAGAUUGCGAGAAGAAGCCCAUAACAUGGGAAGUGUUCACAUGUCAGAAAUUUGUACUGAAUUAAAAAAUUUAAGAUCUCUAGUCCGAGUAUGUGAAAUUCAAGCAACUUUGCGAGAGCAAAGGAUACUAUUUUUGAGACAACAAAUUAAGGAACUUGAAAAGCUAAAAAAUCAGAAUUCCUUCAUGGUGUGAAGAUGUGAAUAAUUGCACAUGGUUUUGAGUACAGGAACUGUAAAUCUAUUGCCCAAUCUUAACAUUUUUGAGCUGCAUUUAAGUAGACUUUGGACCGUUAAGCUGGGCAAAGGAAAUGACAAGGGGACGGGGUCUGUGAGAGUCAAUUCAGGGGAAAGAUACAAGAUUGAUUUGUAAAACCCUUGAAAUGUAGAUUUCUUGUAGAUGUAUUCUUCACGUUGUAAAUAUGUUUUGUAGAGUGAAGCCAUGGGAAGCCAUGUGUAACAGAGCUUAGACAUCCAAAACUAAUCAAUGCUGAGGUGGCUAAAUACCUAGCCUUUUACAUGUAAACCUGUCUGCAAAAUUAGCUUUUUUUAAAAAAAAAAAUUUGGGGGGUUAAUUUAUCAUUCAGAAAUCUUGCAUUUUCAAAAAUUCAGUGCAAGCGCCAGGCGAUCUGUGUCUAAGGAUACGAUUUUGAACCAUAUCGGCAGUGUACAAAAUAUCAUGAAACAACUGUUUUCACACUUGCACCUGAUCAAGAGCAGUGCUUCUCCAUUUGUUUUGCAGAGAAAUGUUUUUCAUUUCCUGUGUGUUCCAUUUCCCUCUGAAAUCCUCGAUCUGAUUUGUCCAUUUUUUAAAGCUCCUCUUUUUCUCCCUUCUUAAGGCACUGUUGCUAUGGCACUUUUCUAUAACCUUUCAUUCCUCUGUACAGUAGCUUCAACUUGCAGUGAUUGAGCAUAACCCACUGUUUGUAUAAAUUAUUGAAAUCCAUUUGCACCCUCUUAGAAUGGACUGAAAAGUACUGCUGGGCAUGUGUGCUGAAAGUACAUGGAUUGCUCGCUAAUGAGGAAAUGGCCCAAUGAACAUGGUUGUGGGAGGGGAAAGAGGAAACAAAGCUAGUCAGAUGUGAAUUGUAUCUGUUGUAAUAAACAUGUUAAAACAAA
Equus quagga is the source of this 3339-nucleotide messenger RNA. RefSeq names its product WW domain containing adaptor with coiled-coil (gene WAC). Bases 458 to 2416 code for a protein of 652 amino acids. The transcript is spliced from 14 exons. The record is from RefSeq and is a predicted model, not a curated record. Gene Ontology annotation, cellular component: nucleus. Gene Ontology annotation, biological process: positive regulation of TORC1 signaling; regulation of autophagy. Lineage: Eukaryota; Metazoa; Chordata; Mammalia; Perissodactyla; Equidae. Gene Ontology annotation, molecular function: chromatin binding; RNA polymerase II complex binding.